CUGUCGGUCCUCAGUCGUCACUAUCAGGACGUCACCUGUAUGAAGUUCACAGACGACGGCAGCCAUUUUGUUUCUGCAGGAAAAGACAACCUGGCUCUGGUGUGGAGUCUCUGCAGUGUGAUCCAGCUGGAUUUAGGCCACACCCCCGAGCCGCGUCACAUCCUGUCUCGUCACUCUCUACCAAUCACAGACCUGCACUGUGGCCUGAUGGGAGCUCAGAGCAGAGUGGCCACCGCCUCCUUAGACCAGACUGUCAAGGUGUGGGAGUUGUCCUCAGGUGAGCUGCUCCUGUCUGUCCUCUUUGACGUGGAGAUCAUGUCUGUGACCUUUGACCCCUGCGAGUACUUCCUGUUCUGUGGAGGAAGUGAUGGAAACAUUUUUCAGGUGUCUCUGUGCAGCCAGAGUCUCAGUCGGGACAAAUCCUUCACGUCCGACAACGACGGGAACCAGGUCUUCAAAGGACACAGGAACUUGGUGACGUGUCUCUCGGUGUCGAUGGACGGGACGCUCCUCCUCUCGGGGUCACAUGAUGAGACGGUUCGUCUCUGGGACGUUCAGAGCAAACAGAGCAUCCGCUGCCUCGCCCACAAAGGUCUGGUGACGAACGCCGUCAUCAUGGCGGCUCCGGCUAACAUGUUCCUGCCCGACAGUCGGCCCGCCGUCCCUCUGCCGCGCUUCAGCCGACACCUGCACGCCUCGGAGGGCGGAGAGUCCGGAGAGGUGUGUGUCCGCCUGGGACUCUACGCACAGGGGGAGGAGCAGACGUACCUGCAGAAAGCUGAUAGGCUGAACUCUUUGAUGAAUGCUGUGACGGACAAGUCGGUGUUCGGUGACGGUGAGAACACGAAGGUUCGAGUCGCGGAGCUCGAAGAAGAAGUUCAGACUCUGAAGAAAGUCAACAAAGAUCUGUACGACUUCUCGAGCCAGCUGCUCACCAAACCCACAUAGACACUGACUACAUGUACACACACACACACACACACACACACACACAGGUAUACACACAUUUAAACACACUGUGGUGGUUUCUGUUGUUACAAAAUAAAAGUCUUGUUUUUGUAGAAC
This is a messenger RNA of Sebastes umbrosus (honeycomb rockfish), 1065 nucleotides long. RefSeq names its product WD repeat domain 18 (gene wdr18). The transcript has 8 exons. Gene Ontology annotation, molecular function: protein binding. Bases 40 to 948 code for a protein of 302 amino acids. Gene Ontology annotation, biological process: rRNA processing; DNA-templated DNA replication. The record is from RefSeq and is a predicted model, not a curated record. Gene Ontology annotation, cellular component: nuclear pre-replicative complex. NCBI's taxonomy places the organism in Eukaryota, Metazoa, Chordata, Actinopteri, Perciformes, Sebastidae.